Molecule: messenger RNA, 4478 nt
Organism: Beta vulgaris subsp. vulgaris (sugar beet)
Lineage: Eukaryota; Viridiplantae; Streptophyta; Magnoliopsida; Caryophyllales; Amaranthaceae
Exons: 2
Coding region: 78-740 (220 amino acids)
Source: RefSeq, a predicted model, not a curated record
GGAGAGCAUUCCCAACAAUCACAAGAAAAAAAAAAACAAAACAAAACAACGAUAACAGAGAAACAACAGCCAAGUAAAUGGCAUUCCUUGUAAGAAGUACUUCCACAGAAGCUACCCUUUGUCUCCUCUUACUCUUGCUUAUGAGAGUAAGCAGCAAUACAAAUGUCAUCACUAAACAAGUCAAACACCCAAAACCAAAAACAUGGCCAAAACAAUUCCACUCAGUACUUGUAAUAAAAAACCCAAAAACAGAAGAAAUGCAAGUGGUAGAUUUAUGGUACGACUGGUACAAUGGUCGCAAUUUAAACCUUGUACAACACCAACUAGGAAAACUUCUGUACGAUGUAGAGUGGAACAAUGGCACAUCUUAUUACUUUACACUUAAUGACAGUUACAGCGAAUGUCGUACUGUUGUAUUUGAGGUUGGAAUUUUGAGGCCUAAUUGGUUGGAAGGUGCUACUUAUUUGGGACAGCGUUACAUUGAUGGUUUUCUUUGUAAUGUUUGGUAUAAGGUGGACUUUAUUUGGUAUUAUGAGGAUGUUCUCACACGUAGGCCCGUUCAUUGGGUCUUUUACACGGGUAGAGCAGUUCAUGUGAUGACCUUUGAGGUGGGUGCUGUGUUGGAGGAUUCCAAGUGGCAGGCCCCUGAUUACUGCUUUAACAAGGAGGAGGAUGAGGGGGAGGAGCACCAAACAACUCGUUUUCGUUCUCGCGAUUCAUACCAGAGAGAUUCAAUUUAACUGCUACGGUUAUAUGAUUCCUUUUCAGUUACUGCCUCUUAGUGUUGCUGCUUCUACUUCUGUUUGAUAUGAGGACUUUAAUUUCCAUGUCAAUGCUUAUGGAUUAUAUGAUUAGAUUAUUAGUAUAUGGCCUUCAGAAGGUAAUAUAUGUUCAAAUUAGGCCAUCCCACUACACUGCUACUAAGUAUUAACUUAUUAAUGAAUCUUGCAUUGUUGCACUUGCAAAGAUUCUCACUACUUUUUGCAUUGAAGCCCUGAACUUCAGGUAGCACAAUCAUCACCAACAUUAGGAUGAGCUUGGCUGGUAGCUGUUCUGUCCUUUCCUGUGAGACUCAAGGUCCGAGGAAACCUCCUUGUCUUUCUCUCCAACACCCCCCCCCCGGUAUAGAAGCAAGUGUGGCUGUUUCCAUAGGCAUAUUACUGGUAGGCAGGGAAAUUUAUAUUGAAAUAUUGGGAGUGAUGUUUCUUAUAGUCCUCCAAAUUGUCGAAUUCUUUCAAAUUACCCAAAGUCAAGGCUCAAUAUGAUUCCCUAAAUAUAUUAAGAAUAUAGGGUCGUAAAGGAGUAUCCAUGUAUGGGAUGUUUGCGUAGAUGGGAUAAGUAAUAGUGGAGACUUGGGAGUGAUAAGGCCACAAUAAUUUUGGAAAUCCAAUCUCGUGGUGCUGUUACUUUGUUAGUCACAAUCUUUGUAUUGAACUCUUCAUAGGUGUCAGACUUGUGUGAUGUAUCUGAUGUGGAGAGUGGGUGCAAUAAUGAUCAUAGAUGUAAACAACUGAGUUAAACAUGGAUUGGCUUUGUAAAUUUUAGUUACACACAUUGGGACUUUAGUGGUUUAUCUUCUAAGGAACCGCUUUCCCCUAGAAAGGAGCAGGUUUUCAUUAUUUGAGUUUUAUUACUACAACUCAUUCGUGUGGAAUUGUGGGAGUGACUCGAGAUAUCUCUGAAUAAUGAUUAGGAACCACCUUCGAUGCCUCAUAAGGUUUCAUUUGAGCAAAAAGAGAAGUGAUAUUGAGAAGCUUGGUCUUGCCAUAUUUGGGAGGACAUAUUAGGUGUUAGUGACAGGGGUUGCAAGUGCAUGGAGCUUGAGUGUGUUCACUGUAUGCCACGUCUAGAGAUUACGACCUUAGUCGUCCUCUAUGCCUUGAUUUUGUUUUUGUUAUCAUUGAAUUAUAAUAAUUUUGGUGCUCCAUGGCUGUGUUGUAGAUGAUUAUUAAGUAAAAGGACUGCUAGGAUUAGCUUUAGUAGAGCUAGAUGGAUCCUUGUUGCACCAUCUUUUUGAACUUUUACUUGAAUUGAACAUGGCAGAGUUAUAAGGGGUUAGAGGAGGAACUGGAAGCUUGGCUUGUUUGUGAAAAUUUGAUUGAUGUAAUGGAAUAAGUAAAUUUAUUACCUGUAGGUAGUUCUUGAGUGUGAUUGAGGUGAGCAGGACCUGUAGAAUGGAGAGUUUUAUAAAUUAUAACUGGAGAUGUAACUUUCUUUUGUCAAGACCAUGGAAGAAGAGUCAGUAUCACCGUGAUACCUAUAUGGUUACGCAUGAUCAAAAGCAGGCAAAGCUGUGAUAAAUCACAAUUGGUAUGAUUACUCUUGAAAUUCUGACAUGUAUGAUUAUCCACGGCAAGCAAUGCAGUUAUUUCGUAGGGGCAGAGAGAGUAGAUGAUGAUAUGCUACAGUCAGAUGAUGAAAGGCUGCAACAAUGCAGUGUAAUUAAAUCAUUUACUUGAUUCAGAAUAAUUGAAAAUUUUACUUUCAAACUAAGCUGAUGUAACAAAAGUAAAGUCGUUCUAAGAUAUAGGGCUAGCUAUGGAUGCUCCUUUCAUCCAUCAUUGUCCCGUUUGGACUGUUCUGUAUCUGUAUCUGCGUGCUGCAUAUAGGAAACCACAGAAAUUGAUGAUACUGAGUCCAGUAAGAAGCCAGUAAAGAUAAUCAAAUCUGCCAGUAUUGAUAUUCUGGGAUAACCAUGAAGGGCGUCGUUUUUCAUCAUCUACUGUGGCAGAUUUAAUAAUAUUGUUCAAAACUGUUGCCGCAAAGCAACCCAAGCCCCCUGCAACAGCUGCAUAGGCAGAUCCUAUGCUUCUCAUGGCAUCAGGUGCUUCCUCAUAUAAGAAUUCCAGCAAUCCGACAAUGCAGAAGACUUCAGCAAUGCCAAUGAGGCAGUAUUGGAUUAGCAGCCAAAAUGCACUUAGUUCCGGCAUCGGGGUGAGAAAGCUAGCCUCAUAUUCAUGGCUAAUGGCAUAAUUUCUCCUGAACCUCUCAAAAACCCCUGCCCAUGCAACUGAGAGAAUAGAUAUUCCCAUGCCAAUGCCUACCCUUUGAAGCUGAGAGGCUCCAUGAGGAUGUCCUGUGAUGCGUCUUGAUAUAGGGACAAAUAUGUAGUAAUAAAGGGAGAGCACAAGGAAGAUGCUUAGGGCAGGAAAUACAGGCAUGCAGGUUACCGGGACCUUAAGAUGACCUAUGUGGGUGUUUAAAGUGUAUGCUUGUUGGACGGAUAGAGUUAGGAAUUCCGUUAAGAUUAGACUCAACAUGAUGGUACUGGCUGGUAUAGGUAAUAGCUUUAUCAGGAUUUUGACUUCCUCCACUUGGGUAACUGUACAGAGCCUCCAAGGGCUGGGAUCUGGGCCAUCUUCUGGCAACUUAAGGGCUGCUUUGUCCAAAUAUCUACAGCAAUGGUAAGCAUGUGUAUUAGAACCAAUUUGAAGAUCCAAGGGACUGAUUUAAUGCAAAUUUGUGCGGAAACUUAAAAAGUUUACCUGAAAUCAUCAGUGUGAGCAAUUUUCGCACUACCCUUAAUGGCAGAUCUUUUUCCUGGAAGCUCAUGAAGGCCAAUCAUCUCACUGCUAGAGAAAGAAGCGUUUCUUUUUCGGAAGGCUGCAACCAGAACUUGUGCAAUACGUGUCAAAGGGCUUCCCCCAGGCAAUCUAUGCCUGUAAGUAGGAGUGCCAAUAAAGAAUAGUACAUUAGAGAUACCCAUGCCCAAGGCUAAUGAACCAAAUGCAGAUCCCCAGCCAUGUUGAAUCUGAAUAUAGACGAUUGCAGUGAAUGCUACGAUAGCCCCAACAGUGACAGACAGGUAGAACACAUUGAAGAACUUGUCCAAGUGAGCCUUGUAAUCUCUACUACUUUCAUCAAAUUGAUCGGCUCCGAAAGAAGAGACACAGGGCCUUAUACCUGCUGCUCCAAACCCUGUUAUAUAGAGAACCGUGUUGAGGUAAAGCAUCUGCCAUGGCUUUGCAGGCUCACAGGUCCCUAGAAGUAGUGCUAUCUGAUCACAUUGCUCUUGGUUUGGCACAAACAACUUCAUUGUUGCACAUAAUGUUAUCCCUGUCAACCCCUUUAGUUCAGUGCAUACAAGCGAAAAUCAGAGGAUAAGCUUAAAUCAGUUUGUCAUCUAUUUAUGCAGAGUAGAAAAAAUCAUUAUUUAGGUGUAUAUCCUAAUGGCCUGUUUUGAAAAAUCAGAGGAUAAGCUUAAAUCAGUUUGUCAUCAAAAUGAAGGGACACAAUGACUUAAAAAUAUAAUUGGUUACCAUAAGAUAGAUAGUUGUAAAGAUUGCAAUAGUCCAAUAUCGACCGAGAUAGGCAUCUGCUAUAAAGCCACCGAGUACAGAUGACACUUGUGAUAUUCCCAGGAAGAUGUUAACAGCAUUGGCUGAACUCGAGAAGGGCCGAUGCAUAACAUAGAACAUAAAAGCCACCAUGUUUACAGAUAGACCAAAGUAUGCCAUUCUCUCAGCCAUCUCAUUUCC